Messenger RNA from Sebastes umbrosus (honeycomb rockfish), 5741 nucleotides. RefSeq names its product ArfGAP with coiled-coil, ankyrin repeat and PH domains 3b (gene acap3b). Lineage: Eukaryota; Metazoa; Chordata; Actinopteri; Perciformes; Sebastidae. Gene Ontology annotation, cellular component: cytoplasm. Gene Ontology annotation, molecular function: protein binding; GTPase activator activity. Bases 261 to 2786 code for a protein of 841 amino acids. The transcript is spliced from 24 exons. The record is from RefSeq and is a predicted model, not a curated record.
CAGCACGGUGCAGCUCCGCCUCUCACUGUGUCUCCAGCAGCAGCAGUGUGUGUCUGUAGUAGUAAUCCGCCUGCUCUCUCUGCGCGCACUGAGCUCGCAUUUCGUGUCACGGUGCCACCGGGAGAGCUAGGCGACAGACUGCUGCGCGUCAGGGGACACCAGUCACCACCAUCAUCCGGACGGUUCAAGCGACAGACAUCCCGCCGCGGGCAAUGACAUUGGCAGACUGAAGUGGGAAUACACGAGAAAACAACGCAAAAAUGACGGUGGACUUUGAAGAAUGUAUAAAAGAUUCACCCCGGUUCAGGGCUGGCAUUGAUGAUGUGGAGACAGACGUGGUGGAGAUUGAGGCGAAGCUCGACAAGCUGGUGAAGCUGUGCAGUGGGAUGAUCGAUGCCGGCAGGGCCUACGUCAGCGCCAACAAGCUCUUUGUCAACGGCAUCAAGGACCUGUCCCAGCAGUGCAAGAAAGAGGAGGCGAUAUCGGAAUGCCUUGAAAAGUGUGGAGAAAGCCUCCAGGAGAUCGUCAACUACCACAUGAUAUUGUUUGACCAGGCUCAGAGGUCGAUCAAGCAGCAGCUUCACACCUUCAUUAAAGAGGAUGUGCGUAGGUUCAAGGACACCAAGAAGCAGUUUGACCGGGUGCGCGAGGACAUGGAGCUGGCCCAGGUGAAGAACGCCCAGGCGCCCAGGAACAAGGUGCACGAGGCUGAAGAGGCCACACAGGCCCUCAUCCUCAGCCGCAAAGCCUUCAGGCACCUGGCACUAGACUACGUACUACAGAUUAAUGUGCUUCAGGCCAGGAAGAAGUUUGAAAUCCUGGAUGCAAUGCUGUCCUUCAUGCGCGCCCAGUACACUCUGUUCCAGCAAGGCUUUAACAUCUUGGACGAGAUUGACCCCUACAUGAAAAAACUGGCUGCACAGCUGGAUCAGCUGGUCAUCGACUCUGCGAUGGAGAAGAGGGAGCUGGAGCACAAACACGCCAUCAUCCAGCAGAGAACUCUGAUGCAGGACUUUUCUUAUGAUGACCCCAAGUUGGAAUUCAAUGUGGAUGCACCCAACGGUGUGGUCAUGGAGGGCUACCUCUUCAAGAGAGCCAGCAAUGCGUUCAAGACCUGGAACAGGCGGUGGUUCUCAAUACAAAACAGCCAGCUGGUCUAUCAAAAGAAACUCAAGGACUCUUUGACAGUCGUGGUGGAGGACCUGAGGCUGUGCUCUGUCAAACCGUGUGAAGAUAAUGAGAGGCGGUUCUGCUUCGAGGUGGUUUCACCCACAAAGAGCUGUAUGCUGCAGGCUGAGUCUGAGAAGCUGCGGCAGGCUUGGAUCCAGGCAGUCCAAGCAAGCAUCGCUUCUGCUUACAAAGACAUCGCCGACAAUUACUACAUUGAGCGUUUGGACCGGACAGCCUCGCCCUCCACGAGUAGCAUCGACUCUGCCAGCGAGCCCAGAGAGAGGGGGGAGAGGGCUGAUAGGGGAGUUCGGGGAGGCGGCGAAAGCCUCCUCCAGAGGGUACAGAGCCUGCCGGGCAACGAGCUGUGCUGUGACUGCGGCCAAGCGGCUCCGUGCUGGGCCUCCAUCAACCUGGGAGUGCUGCUCUGCAUCGAGUGCUCGGGGAUCCACAGGAGUUUAGGCGUCCAUUGCUCUAAAGUGCGUUCACUGACGUUAGACUCAUGGGAGCCAGAAUUACUCAAGCUGAUGUGUGAAUUAGGAAACACUGUGAUCAACCAUAUUUAUGAGGGAGCCUGCGAGGAGCUGGGAGCGAAAAAACCUGGACCAUCCAGUUCAAGACAGGAGAAAGAGGCCUGGAUCAAGUCUAAGUACGUGGAGAAACGCUUCCUGAAGAAGAUGAGUGGCAGCGAGGCAUUGGUGGAGGGUGAAAGAAAGUCCCGGCCCUGGACGGUGAAGAAGUGCCAGCGACACAACAGCUCUGUUCGGGCCCCCAACAAGGUCCGCAGGAAAUACCAUCGCUACGAGCCGGGCAGCGCUUCACCUGCAAACCUCUCAGCAGCAGCUGCAGCAAAGUUUCGUCGGGACUCCCUGUUCUGUCCAGAUGAGCUGGAUUCACUAUUUUCCUACUUUGACACUGGCUCUGGUCCUCGCAGUCUUAGCAGCGACAGCGGCCUGGGAGGAAGUACUGACGGCAGCACUGACAUCCUGGUUUUUGGCUCAGUGGUUGGCAGCGUCACAGAAGAAGAGGAGGAGUCGGAGGAGUCCUCCAGUGGCGAGGUGGAGAUUGAGCAGGAGGUGUCUUCCGAUCCCGAAGACCCGAGGGAGCUCCACCCCGGGGCGCUCCUCCACCGGUCCUCCCGUCUACACAACCUGCCACUCAUGGCGGAGGCAUUGGCACAUGGUGCGGACGUGCACGCUGCAAGCGAGGAGGAGGAGGGCAAAACGCCACUCAUUCAGGCCGUGGCCGGGGGCUCUCUGAUAGCUUGUGAGUUCCUGCUACAGAACGGAGCCGACGUGAACCAGAGGGACAUGAGAGGCAGAGGCCCGCUGCACCACGCCACCUACCUGGGUCACACUGGUCAGGUGUGUCUGUUCCUGAAGAGAGGAGCAUCGCAGACGGAGGUGGAUGAGCAGGGUCACGACCCCCUAAGCAUCGCUGUCCAGGCCGCCAACGCAGACAUCGUCACCCUAUUGCGUCUGGCGCGGAUGAACGAGGAGAUGCGAGAGGCGGAGGCUCCCUUGGGUCAACCAGGUCAAUACCCCAGCAGCAGCCCCACUGAGCAGCAGUAUAGAAAGUGCAUCCAGGAAUUCAUCUGUCUCACCAUAGAAGAGUGCUAGUGGUCACUUCUGUAUCCAGGAGCAAAGUGCUCUCUCUCUCUCUCUCUAUUUAUACACAUAUAUAUACCUAAAAUAACUAUGUAGACGAAGUUGCCCCUAGACACUGAUCUCUAGUCUGUUACUUACGUAGAUCGAGGCUUACGGGCAACUUCUUAGGGGUGUCUAAGGAGAGAGGAGCGUACCACUUGCGCAUUAUGGGGGGUUGCGUUGUGUCAUAGGGAGACCCCUGAUGGACCUUUUUAACUCUACUGACAAUACAGUCACCACCUCCAUUUUUUCUGCAUCACCACUAUGUUUCUGCUUGCCAUUACUCGGCACCACCCACGCUACGCUAGCUACAUGACACACACAGUAAAAUGACAUCUGCUUUUUGGUGUUUUGCUAACGGGGUUAUCCUCUAACUUAUCAUAACGUGGUGUAACCUCUUGUGUGAGGGUGUGGGUUUACUGUUACCUAACAGCUCUGACCUCUGAAGACAUCUCGCUGCAUUAACCCUCCCUCCCCCUACACUUUAUAUCUAUCCAGACCAUCUGUGUGACAUCCAAACUUACCCAUUUCUUCUUAAUCGGAGAUGUAAAUAGACGUAUUUAGAAGUUAUAUGGGUAAUCUUUAAACGUGCUGUGGCAUGAGGUGAAAACAAAUGGUAUCUGUUCCAUUACUUAAAGAAAAAGAGUAACUGACAAGCUGCAGUAGAGGUGGGCAGGGUAGUUUACUGUGUAUAAUGAGGGGUCAGGAAGGGAAAUUUAAUGUAAAACUGUGACAAAAAUACUGAAGGGCUUGUGGAGAAGAGACCCUUGCCUGCUUUGUAAGAUACUUUGUGACAUGAUGAGUGAAUGAGCGAGUGAGUGAGUGGACAGGAGAGUAAAUGAGUGCAUGAGAGACAGAGUUAAAUAAUAUGAUAUUAUUAUGAUACAUUAUGUAAAGGAAAAAAAAAAAGAAACUGUGCACUUUUCCCAUCUACAGUAUUAUAAUUUUGUAAUUUUUCAUUCAGUUAGUUUUUACAUUGUCCUUGUCUAGUCGAGUUAUUGUCCAUCUGUCUAUUGUCUGUUUUAUUUAUGUUUAUCUCCCCAGAGGACCAGUGCAAUGCAUUCUUGGGUGCAGCAGUUUACGUCUGCAUUUCCGUUAAUGAUUGUCAUUUUAAUCUGAAAGCGUUACUUGGAGUUUAUGUCAGGAAGUCUUUAGAUAAGCGUUGUAAAAAAGAUAUUUUGCUUUCAUUUUCCCUUUGGAACGGCCUUACAUUGCUAUGAUUAUUGGCAUUCAGACACACCACUGAAAGAGAUUUUACUAGCUAAUCUAUGGAAAUUAUAGUUACAAUGCACCAUUUUUAUGCCUGCGUGCCGGUGACAGCCGUAGCUGGAGGCGUUAUGUUUUCAGAUUGUCCAUCCGUCUGUCCGUCCGUCCGUACGUCCAUCUGUUUGUACCAUUCUUGCGAUAUCUCAGGAUCGCCUCGAGUGAAUUUCUUCUAUUUGGCACAAAUGUCCACUUUGACUCGAGGAUGAACUGAUUAGAAUUUGAUGGUCAAAGGUCACUGUGACCUCACAAAACACCUCAAACUCAAGAAUUAUUAUGCUAAUUAUGACAAUUUCACACAAAUGUCUAAUAGGAGGUCAUGUGAGGUUAUUUUGGACAGAUUGGCAGAGGCAUACAACCGCUAGGCAGUGAUUCUAGUUGUAAUUAAUGCAGUCAUUCGUUGUUUCCUAUGUGAGGAUGAGAACUUGCCAAGUUGAACCAGAGCAGCAAGAAGUGAGGGAGUGUAUUCAACUGGAUUUACUUCUCACCUUAAACAACUCUUCUGUUCACUCCCUUUUACAAAACAAAGGUGACACCUCCAUUCUGUUGUAAAUACUCAUCCAUGUUACAGUAUCUGUGGUGAGAUAAAGGUGCACAUUUCUUUAGAGCAGUUUAGACACUUGUGGGGGUCCAAGGACUUAUAUAUCUGGCUUCCCUCACUGGUCAACGCUUGCAGUAUUCUCUGCAUGCUUUGCCAGGAUUUAUUUUCGGGAAGUACAACAUCGUUUGCAUUCUGAGCAUGAUAUAAUAUUUUCCUAUGGUUUGAUCACGUCGUGCAGUGCAGUCCUGUGGAAUAAGCAUGUACCACCAUGACCCCUCUGGUGUCAGACAUUCUUACUUUUUGCACCUCUGUGCCAUUCUUCCAUCCACGGACCAAAUCUGUGGUGACUUCCUCAUUCCUGUCUUUUUUUUUUUUUUUUUGUUUCCACAAAAGCUGACAAACAGUGAUUUUUAAUUUUCUUUUUUUAAUGUUGUGGUUUAUUUUCCUCUGCCAAAGACUUUUUAAAGGGAAAGUGUCUGACAUUGUUGUAUGAUAUCACCGUUGUUGUUUUUUUUUUUUAAACUGAAACUGUUCAGAGUAGAUACAGCAUAGUCUUACCAUGCUUUGUGAAGUGACAGAGUGGUAGAAACACUGUUGGUGUACUCACAUGUUGAAAAGAGGUUGCAGAAAUGUGACAGACCUGAGAGAUUUACAUAUGGCAGGUGAUAUUCUGCAAUAGUUCAAUGUACUGCAAGUAGAACCAGUCCUAGGGGUCGAUGUGAAGCUACUGUGACCAAACUGUUAAGGGCCCUCGCUCUAGCGGACGUAUUAAAUGUUGUGUCCAUUGUGUGUAUUGACGUAGGAGUGGUUAAAGGUGCUGUUCAAAGCAAACAUGCUGUAAAUAGUACACUUGUGUAUUUUAACUCAACGCCAACUUCCUGCCUCUCAGCAUUCAAUCAUGGAUCCUGACUGUCUGAUCUGGUUUAUGUUUGUCUUUUUAUUCUCUUCCAAAAAAAAAAACCUGUCGGGCGAAACUUUGCCACAGUUCUGCGCUACUUGGAGGCGUUCUUCUGUUCACUGACAUUUGGAUAUCUUUGGAAUACUUUCUUCCUUGUCUUUAGAAGCACUGAGGGGGAAAAAAAGAAAAUACAUACAAUAAAACUGAGAAACUCUUGAUGAACUAA